Nicotiana tabacum (common tobacco) is the source of this 1555-nucleotide messenger RNA. RefSeq names its product serine carboxypeptidase-like 40. Gene Ontology annotation, molecular function: serine-type carboxypeptidase activity. Gene Ontology annotation, cellular component: vacuole. Gene Ontology annotation, biological process: proteolysis. The record is from RefSeq and is a predicted model, not a curated record. NCBI's taxonomy places the organism in Eukaryota, Viridiplantae, Streptophyta, Magnoliopsida, Solanales, Solanaceae.
AUGGGAAAAAUCACUUUCUUCUUCCUACUUUUUACCCUCUUUUUGUCACAUUUUGUUGCUUCAAGCCUUGGAAAGAGGCAAAGUGAUGUUCUUGGAAAAUUUUACAAGGCUAAGCAAAAGAAAGAUUCAUCCAUUGACAAGAGCCAGUUUAAGGCAGCCCUUAACCAUGUAGAUUUAGACAAAGUUAUUCUACCUCAAGAGGGACAGAAAGAAAAAGAUUGGAUCAAGAAAUUGCCAGGACAACCACCAGUAAAAUUCCAACAAUAUGGUGGCUAUGUGACUGUCAAUGAAUCUGCUGGUCGUGCCUUGUAUUAUUACUUUACUGAAGCUGAGAAUUCCAAGUCAUUGCCCCUUCUUCUUUGGCUUAAUGGAGGUCCUGGCUGUUCGUCUAUUGCAUUUGGAGCCAUGGAGGAACUCGGACCUUUUAGAGUUCACAGUGAUGGAAAAACAUUAUACAGGAAUCAUUAUGCAUGGAAUCUUGCUGCAAAUGUAUUGUUCUUGGAGUCUCCUGCUGGAGUAGGAUUUUCUUAUACAAAUACAAGCAGUGACUUCAACUCAACUGGAGAUAAGAGAACAGCUAAUGAUAAUGUUGUAUUUUUACUGAAUUGGCUCGAGCGAUUUCCCGAGUACAAGAACAGAGAUUUUUACAUUUCUGGUGAAAGCUAUGCUGGGCAUUAUGUACCUCAAUUGGCACAUGCAAUUCUUCACCUUAACAAGCGCUCCAACAAGACUCUUAUCAAUCUAAAAGGAAUUAUCAUUGGGAAUGCAGUGAUCAAUGAAGAUACAGAUAACGUAGGAAUGUAUGAAUACUUUGCUUCUCAUGCCCUAAUUUCAGAUCAAACUUUCCUUGAUAUCCAGAAAUAUUGUUACUCCGAUUUCUACAACGAGGAAAAGUGCAACAAGGCAGGUGCAGUUUCAGACAACAAUACCGAUAACCUUGACAUCUACAACAUUUUUUUUCCCCUGUGCCACGACGGCAAUCUCACCAAACACCCUAAAUUACCUUUUACAUUGCAGUUUGAUCCCUGCUCCGACAAUUACAUUUAUGCUUACUUGAAUAGGCGGGAUGUUCAAGAGGCACUCCACGCUAAUGUCACCAAUAUCAGCUAUGAUUGGGAAGCUUGCAGUGAUCCUCUUUUUUACAAUUGGAAAGAUAGUCCGUUGACUAUAAUUCCUCUCCUAGAAGAGUCUUUGGCAAAUGGUGUUCGAGUAUGGAUUUUUAGUGGUGAUACAGAUGGAAGAGUACCUGUAACUUCAUCAAAGAGAUCAAUAAAGGCAAUGGACCUUACAGUAGACAAACCUUGGCGCUCUUGGUUGUAUGGAGGAGAGGUUGGAGGAUACAUAGAAACAUACAAAGGAGGACUAACAUUAGCAACAGUAAGAGGGGCAGGACAUGAAGUUCCGAGUUACCAACCUGCUAGAGCCCUUUCUCUUAUUUCUCACUUCCUUUCUGGUACACCACCUCCAGGAAAUGCUUAAACAAGCAGCUAAUCCUUUUGUGUAAUUAAUUAUGAUAUUAUUAAUCAUUUCAUGAGCUUGUUUAGCCAAAGUUGAA